This is a messenger RNA of Telopea speciosissima, 3033 nucleotides long. Its product is annotated as protein SIEL. Bases 83 to 2875 code for a protein of 930 amino acids. Gene Ontology annotation, cellular component: endosome. Gene Ontology annotation, biological process: intercellular transport. NCBI's taxonomy places the organism in Eukaryota, Viridiplantae, Streptophyta, Magnoliopsida, Proteales, Proteaceae. The record is from RefSeq and is a predicted model, not a curated record. The transcript is spliced from 9 exons.
UGUUUUCCCCACCCCAUUUUGGUUUUCUCAGGUUAUUGACUUAUUGUUAAUCUUCCCAGACUGCUAGCUAUAUAAUGCAUCCAUGGGGAUAGAGGGACAAGUCUGGCGCAGAUGUGAACAACAACUCACGCUCACUACCAUCGAGUCUACGAACAGACGAUUCAUCUAUCUUCAAGCCCUAGCUUCUGCAAGGGCUCUCAUCGUUAACCCGUCAACAUCCGUUGAGACAAUUUCUCAUAUUCUUGAAAACUUAGUCCGAUCUCUGCAACUCAAGUGUGACCAUUUCCUGCUCCCUCACAUAUAUAAACUCCUCUCAGAUAUUGCCCUCCAUCACCAGCAUCUCUCACAUACCAUAACUGACAUCAUCAUUCCUUACACAGUGGUGGAAAAAAAUGCAUCUAAACUUACUGCCCGAGUCCUCUCUGUGCUUUUUACAAUUGCAGAAUCAGACGGAAACUUGUUAUCCACCAAAUUGGAGCUUGGAGAGGACCUAGCUCUCUCGUUCUCUUUCAGUCCUUCUGUUACUGUUAGGUUGUGGUUUCUCUUCAAUGUUGACAGGUUUCACAUUCAUCCACAUCUCCUGGUUACUUUAUUGCUUGGCUUUAUGAAGGACCCCUACCCAUAUGUGAGGAGAGCUGCAUUGUGUGUAUUAGCCAGUCUAAGCAAGUACACAGAUGUUGAGGGACAUGGCUUGAUCGCAGAAUGCUAUGAUGGUGCAGUUGAGCUUUUUCUCGAUGAAUAUGAGUGCGUAAGGUCGGCUGCCGUUCGUGUGGUCAGUAAGUUGGGGGAAAUUUUAAUUGCACCUGGCAGUGAUGUGGAUAGCACAGAUUGGUUCGAUAUUGUAUUUAUUCAGCUUUGCUCGAUGGUAAGAGAUAUGAGUAUGGAGGUCAGAAAUGAAGUUUUUGUUGCUCUUGGGAAAAUGAGGUUUAUAUCUGAAGAUUUACUGCUACAGACUCUAUCAAAAAAAGUUCUUAUAGCUACAAAAGAAAAGAAAGUUGGUCAGCGCAGCACAAAACAAUAUGAACUACCAGUAUCAGGUGCUGCUGGUGCAUUUGUACAUGGGCUUGAGGAUGAAUUCUGUAAGGUGCGGAGCUCGGCCUGCAAUUCUUUGGGAGUGCUUACUGUCUUCUCUGACCAAUUUGCCAGUAAUGCCUUGACUUUGCUGAUGGACAUGCUCAAAGAUGAUUCAACUGUUGUUCGGUUGCAAACUUUGGAAAUAAUGCACCAUAUGGCAAAGUCUGAUAAUCUACGGGUGCAAGAAACACAUAUACAUAUGUUCAUUGAUUGUCUGAUGGAUACCAGUUCCAGUUCCAUAAUUAGAUAUCAAGUUAGAAAGAUCUUUCAGUUAGUGAAGUUACCUGUUCCAGAGAUGUUUGCAUGUUUAAUCCGUGGCCUUGUAACUAAUUUGGAAAAAUACCCACAGGAUGAAGAUGAUAUCUGCUCUGUUUUGUUUAAUACUGGUAGAAGUAAUGGAAACUUUACAGUAAGCUUUUUGAAGGAUGUUGCUCAUGAGAUAGAACCUUCCUGUGAAGGGGAUUUUAGAUUUGAUAGAGCAAGAGUGACUGCAUUGUUAGUGUUAGCCAUCUCAGUACCACUUUCACAUGAACGGCAUAUUGGCACUAUCCCUCCAAGAAUAUUUUGUUAUGCGAUUCCCUUGAUCGGGAGGAUAUCUCGCAUUUUGGGUGAUGAAUUAGAUCAGGAAGCUCUUUUCGGAUACUUAUCUUACUGCAGUGGAUCCUUCAAUUUUGUUGAUAAAGAAUUGAGCUAUAGAGAGGAUGAGUCCAUAGCGCCUGGGGUCAAAGAAGGGCAUGUGGCAACUUUAUUUGACAAACAUCAACAGAAGCUGACCACCACACAUGAGGAAGCAACAGAUGCCGUGAAAGUGAUUCUAAAAACAGUUGCAGAAAGCUGGCCACUGAUACAUGCAGGAUGCACCGGUGAAGUACUAAAGACAUUGAGGGGAUGCAAGGAGGAGCUAAUAACAAUUGCCAUAGACUCACUUGAAUCUAUCGGAAUGUUGGCCUUUUCGUCUCAAUAUAUUCAGGUAAUCAAACAGCUGGCAAAGGCAUGCGAGCAUUUUCUUCCAUCAAAAAAGCUCCGAUUUUGUAGAAUGGAGAGGUUGAAUCUUUUAUUGGAAAAACUAGAUGCAAGUCUUAGAGAGUUGAGGUACAGUUUCUCAGGAUUGACUAAAAAGGAAGAAUUGCAUGUCUUAGAACUGGUGCUAUUCAGUUGUGCAAUGAGAUUGUCCAAGGUUGAAGUAUGCUGUCACCAAACUACUUUGAAGAGAAUGAAUGGUACAAUCUCGCGUGUGGAACUUCUUUGUAGGGAAGGAUCCACUGAACCUUCUGAAUUCGUUAAAGAAGUACAGAAAUCAUUUUCUCAAGCAGGCACCUUCAUUGAUGAAUCUUCUUUUGAUCCAUUCCUAUUUAAGAGGUCACUUGAGUUCUUCUCCUUUAAGCAGGUCGAGAUACACGGAAGAUUCAAGCACAUAAAGGCUGAAGUGGAUGUCCCUCAUAAUGACUCUGAAAACCCUCUUACCUUCAUUUCAGGUCUUCCGGUGGGUGUCACAUUCCAGAUUUCUUUGUAUAAUUCUGCUUGGGAGGACAGGUUGUGGUUGAAAAUGGCUGUGGGUGAGUACACUCAGUAUGCAUAUUUGGACUUGAUCCAGUUUGAAGGUUGUGAUGAGGUCAGAACAACCACCUUAACCGUACCCUUGUACAAAACUCCAAAAGUAAUUUCUUUCGUAUUGAAGGCAUGUAUAGGUAGAGAAUGUUUAUUUGAUGAUGUUGAGUUCAUGAAGGGUCAGCCAGGGCCAAAACAUGAUCUUGCAUUUCUUUGCAAGGAAAAAGAAGUAUAUCUGCUCAAUGGUAGUUAAGGGAUAUUUAGGUGGGACAUUUGAAAUGUGGAUGGCACGAAAAUGUAAGUCCACAUUUCCAGGCAGGAAAAUGAAGUUUCGCCGGUGGAACGCGCUGAACAUUUGAUGGUGGGUGGGUGGGUGGGGGAGGGGGGGGGAGAGGGGGUGUUGGCCAUCCA